Molecule: messenger RNA, 399 nt
Organism: Dicrocoelium dendriticum
Lineage: Eukaryota; Metazoa; Platyhelminthes; Trematoda; Plagiorchiida; Dicrocoeliidae
Source: the annotation of a GenBank genome assembly
GAAAACUUCGUUUCGAUUUGUAGUUUCAUGCGUGCAACGGACCGAUCCCAACUCUUACUCUCGGAAACCGAUAUCGCACCGCAAAUGAACACGAGAAGUUGUGACGUACUCAACAAAUCCCUAUACUCAUCCAGUGCCGGAGAUGGUCACAAAACGUUUGUGGCUUUCUCAUGUAUUUGCAACAUUACGUUCUGUCCAAGUUCUGUUGUACUUAGCACAAUUGGACCCGCCGAAAAGCUGAUGGUUGUAAACAAGACGGCUUUCUCAGGACAAAUCAUUCGCACCUUCCAUGAUACACUCUUUGAGUGAGCCACCAUCAGUAAACUCUUUUCCUCCUGACAUAUUUCGCACUAUUUUGUAAAAGCUCUUUUGUCAGAUGCACCUUCAGAGAAAAUUCCC